Messenger RNA from Lolium perenne, 903 nucleotides. RefSeq lists its product as uncharacterized. Lineage: Eukaryota; Viridiplantae; Streptophyta; Magnoliopsida; Poales; Poaceae. The record is from RefSeq and is a predicted model, not a curated record.
AUGGAGUACAACACCUGGUCAGAUCUCCCCGACGACCUCCUCCGCCUCGUCUACGCCAAGGUCGUCGGCUUGCCCCAACGCGUCCGCUUCGCAGCCGUCUGCGCAUCGUGGCGAGAUGCGGCGACCGGGACAUGCCAUGAGGCGCCGCCGGCCCUACCAUGGCACAUCUCAUCCUCUGACGACAGGAUAGUGCGCAUGUUCUGCCCAGAGGACUGCGAGGAGCUCCACGCCCGGCUCCCGCGCGCAGCGCUGCUCAAGCGGUUUGUGAGAGCUCACGACGGCGGCUGGAUCGCCACGCUCACCCGCAUCCGCAAGCACCUGACGCUAGUUGUCAUCAACCUCCUCUCCGGCGUCGAGGUGCCACUAUCUAUGAAGCAGGGAAAGUUUGUCCCUUCAGGCGACCGCGAGGGACGACCAGGCGACAUCCAAAAGAUAGUCUUCUCCAAAGCACCCACGUCGGACGGUUGCAUCCUCGUCGCUCUCACAUAUUCAUCCGGUAUCGCGCUCUGCCGUGUUGACUGCCCGGAGGAAGAGGGGUGGAUCAUGACACAAGAACAAUCGAGGUUAGCAGAUAUCACUCUCUGCAAUGGAGAACUCUAUGGCCUCACCAUCAUGAAGAAAUUGAAGGAAUUGGUCAGGUUCGACAUCACCGAAAAGAUGGAGCGUGAACCCUCGGUUUACAGAAACCGCUACGGCUACACAGCCCCUGCACCUAAAAACCACAUGUUCGAUAUGGGUGGAAAGCUUGCAAUGGCGAAAACAUGGUGGUCACGGGGAUGCAACGACAAGGCCAUGCUUUCGGUCGAGGUCCUUGAGCUCGCCUACGACGGCCAAGAAAACACGCCAAAAGGAUUUAAAUGUGGAAGACCUGACGCGUAUAGGGCACAUGAAGUCAUGAAGUAA